Messenger RNA from Tetrapisispora phaffii CBS 4417, 1968 nucleotides. RefSeq names its product protein phosphatase regulator BUD14 (gene BUD14). Gene Ontology annotation, biological process: establishment or maintenance of actin cytoskeleton polarity. Gene Ontology annotation, molecular function: protein binding. Lineage: Eukaryota; Fungi; Ascomycota; Saccharomycetes; Saccharomycetales; Saccharomycetaceae. Bases 1 to 1968 code for a protein of 655 amino acids. The transcript has a single exon. The record is from RefSeq and is a predicted model, not a curated record. Gene Ontology annotation, cellular component: cell tip; microtubule cytoskeleton.
AUGGAAACUCCAGACAAUAAGGUUUCCAGGCUUAAAAAUUUUGCUGCUAUAAAUACCAAUUUCCAUAAAGGUUCAGAGGCUAGUUUGUCCGCAGAAAUAGGUUCUGGUAAUCAUGAUUUAUUAAAUGAUCCAAAUCUAAUCGAAGACUAUUCAGAUAUUGUAAAGCAUAAGAUUGACACCGAAGGUAGUGUCAGCGGUAGUGUUGUGAUUACUCCAACUUCUAAUGCUUCUCCUUUAAAAAUGUUAAGUGAUCAAGUAGCUCAACAAAUGCUAGUUGAAAAUGAUUUAAAGGAAGAAACUCAAGAAGAUUUUGAUGAUUUGGCAAAUACAUAUAACUAUUCUGAUUCUGAUUUCGAAGAUAACUUAGAGAAGAGAUUAAAAGACAUGGAUAUAAAUAAUAGUGAUUACGAUGGUAAUGUAGGUGAAGAAAUUCCGCUUGACUUUGAUUCACCUAAUAUUAAUGAUAAUGGACAAGAUAUCAGUUCAUCAGAAUAUGAUUUCGAUAUUAACAACGGUGAUCAAGAACCUCUUGAUAUUGAAGUUAAAAAAGUAAACGCUAAUACAUACGCAAAUAAUGAUGACGAUGAUAGCGCAAGUGAUACUGGGGAAGUAGAGUUAGAAAUUACAGAAGAUGAUAGCUACGAACAAUUGCCGCCUCCUAAAGAAUUAGACCCAGAGAAGCUUUACGCCCUUUAUACAUUUGAUGGACCAGACCCUUCCCAUUGUAAAUUAGAACAAGAUGAAGCAUGUGUUUUGUUGAAUGAUCAAGAUUCAUAUUGGUGGUUAGUUAGAAAAUGCAAAGACAACAAAAUUGGCUUUGCACCUGCUGAAAUUUUAGAAACGUUUCCAGAAAGAUUAGCAAGAUUAAAUUGUUGGAAAAAUGAAAAUAUGACGGUUGAAGGAGACACUAACGUCUCGGUUAAUGACUCUAUCGAUCUAUCUAAUGGUCAAUUAUCAGAUAGUGAUAAAAAUGAUUCAAAGCUUUAUAAGACUUCUGAUAAGUCUAAAUCCGUUAGCUUUAGCAAUGUGAUCAACUAUGCAGAAAGAAUAAUUGAACAAACUACUAUAGACGGUGACGUUAUGGAUGAAGAAGAUGGUAAUGCUGAAAACAUUACAUCUCGCGAUAAAUACUCCGAAGGUAAUAUUAACGACUUGGAUGAUGAUAUGACUGAUGUAGUCAGUGAUGUCUCCUUUGCAACAGGGCCUUUGACACCAUUGAAUAUUCGUAAGACCAGAGAAACGAAAACAGUGCAUGAUUCGAAUAGUAAAAGAUUAGAUGUAAUAUCAGCCAAGUAUAAAUUUAAUAAAGUCGAUGAAAUUGAAAAAACUGAAAGUGGUUUUGUUAAUGAUGAUGAACAACUGCAUAAAAUAUUUGAAGCACCCACUUUGCCUUUCAAUAAUAAUAAAUUACAUAAAUCAAAUUCAGAUUACUCGAUAUCAACGAUAGGCGAAUACUCUCCCUCAUCAUCGGAGAUGACAAAUGAUUCUCCUAAAAUAACUGACAAUGAAUUCAAGACAGACACAUCAAGAUUGCCAUCUUCAAAAGCUAUCAAGGGUAUAUCUGGUCUAGUCGAUGGAGAUGAAGAUGAAAAUGAUAAAGAGGAGGGGGGAGAAGAAGACAGAGAAGGAGAAAUGACUCCGACAUCUCCAAAAGCAUCACAAGCAUCAGAUGAUUUAAAUGAGACUAAUGUAUCGAAUGCUAAUAUUGCCGAUAUAAGUAAAGAUAAAGGUUCCAACACCAAUAUCAACAAUUCAUCAACAAAUGUUUCGUAUAUAGAUGACUUUUACAUGGAAUCAGAAAAAAUACCAUCAACUAUUAGUAUUAGUAGCACCUAUUCGCCUUCUAACUCGUCCCCAAGUCAUAAAUCUGAUAAAAAUAAUCAACAUCCACUAAUUGAGAAUUUAUAUAACCCAAUUUUUAAUAAAAUGGAUGCAUUGUUGAAAUUGAUAGACGAUAUUGAGCAAUAA